AUGAGCACUCUUCCCCCUCUUCCCACGAUAGCUGGGCUCGGCCUCCUCGUGGCUAUUGGCAUCGCCCUUUUCAGUCGCUAUCACGCUUUGCGACAUAUACCAGGACCACGGCUAGCUUCAAUCACAGAUUUAUGGGCAGCAUGGCGCGUGUUCCGAGGCGAGUACUACAUGGACGUCGUCGCGGAACUUCAUAGCAAAUACGGUCCUGUCGUCCGUACUGGGCCGAACCGGGUUUCGUUUGCUAGCCCUGAUGCCAUCGCCGACAUCUAUGGCACUUCAUACGUCUAUCCGAAGGCAGACUCAUAUAGUCCGAUGACGGUACUUGCCAAUGGUCAAGAACUAGCAACACUCGUCACAACGAGGGACGAGAAGCGGGUUACUGGAAUAAAAAGGCACAUCUCGGCCGGCUUCUCAGCGAGCACAUGGCUGAAGCAAGAAGACCAAAUAGACGAAACGAUCAGCAUCCUGCUCGACCAACUCCGCUCGAGAUCGGGUACCACUAUCUCCUUAAACCGGUGGCUCAGUCUCUGGUCUUUCGACACUCUCACCACCCUCGCCUUCAGCGAAACACGUGGUUUUCUCAAAGCCGGCACUGAUCUCGACGAUGUCUUCGCCAGCAGCCAAAAGCGCUUCGCUCACUGGAGACACUGGGCUCUGGCGCCAAACCUCGAAGCCCUGAUCUACAAGAACUGGCUGAUGCAAAAAUUCCAAAAGACCUCCACCUCCCUGGCGCAAAUGGCCAUCACUCGGAUUCAGCAACGUAAAGCGGCAGAUAAGAAUGCUACAGGAAGAGAUCUCCUUGAUCGAUAUCUUGCUGCUAGUCAGGAAGCUCCAGAUGUGAUCAGACCUCACGACGUAGUCGCAUUGACGAUUUCGACGAUCCAUGCUGGCUCGGACACGGUAGCUCUCACGACUUCGCUGGCAUUAUCCUAUGCGCUAAGCAACCUGCCAAUCUUCCGGAGGUUAGAGCAAGAAAUUCUGGCAGCUGGUUUGGACCCCUUCGUUCCAGUACAAUUCGCUGACGUCGAGAGACUGCCUUACUUGGAUGCUCUACUUCGAGAGACACUACGCUUCACCGUCAAUCCCAACAUCAACGAGAGGACCAUCACGUCCUCUCCCCUGGGCGGCGUCACGAUUUGCGAUACUUUCAUCCCAGCCGGUACCGAUGUUGCAGUCUCCGAUUGGGACGUUACACGCUCUAAAGCAGUUUUUGGCGCCGAUGCUGAAAUUUUCAGACCUGAGAGGUGGUUGGAUAUAGACGAAAAAACGCGAAGAGACUAUGAUCGAGCUAGUAUGGGAUUCAGCUGGGGCAGAAGAAUGUGUAUUGGACAACAUUUGGCGAGGAUUGAAAUGAAGAAGUUGGUUGCGACUUUGGUGAGGAGUUUCGAGAUGGAGCCUGUGAAAGUUGGCGAAGCUGGCUGGGGUGGAGGUUUCAAGGCAUGCAAUCUGGACGUCAAAAUGUCUGAAAGGAAAAGUUGA
This is a messenger RNA of Cercospora beticola, 1479 nucleotides long. RefSeq lists its product as uncharacterized. The record is from RefSeq and is a predicted model, not a curated record. Lineage: Eukaryota; Fungi; Ascomycota; Dothideomycetes; Mycosphaerellales; Mycosphaerellaceae. Gene Ontology annotation, molecular function: iron ion binding; monooxygenase activity; oxidoreductase activity, acting on paired donors, with incorporation or reduction of molecular oxygen.